AUGUUCGACCGGACAAUCUAUGAACAGAUGAAGGGCUCACCAAUGGGUUCGCCGAUAUCGGGAUUAAUCGCCGAGGCGGUCCUGCAACGGUUAGAGUCACUGGUCUUCCAACACCACAAACCGAACUUCUGGUCCCGGUAUGUGGAUGAUACCUUCGUCGUUAUCGAACGGGAUCAACUGCUGACAUUCAAGAAACGUCUGAAUGCGGUCUUUCCGGACAUACAAUUUAUGAUAGAGGAGGAAGAGAACAACCAGCUGGCCUUCCUGGAUGUCCUCGUAUACCGCAAAGAUUGUGGUGAACUAAAAACCAAAGUGUUCAGGAAAGCGACAAAUACGAUGCAAGUACUGGACUUCAACAGCAACCACCCAAUCAGCCACAAAGGCAGUUGUGUAAGUACGCUCUAUCGGCUUGUCGAAACGCACUGCAGUGAGCUGGAAGGCAAGAUUGCCGAACUACAAUACCUCCGACGUGUAUUCAAAGCCAAUGGCUACCCGCGAAAUUUCGUCAACCAGGAUGAAAGACCUUACCACACGGACAACAAAUUUUGGCGAGCGCUUCCAUAUGUCAAAAACGUUUAG
Molecule: messenger RNA, 579 nt
Organism: Spirometra erinaceieuropaei
Lineage: Eukaryota; Metazoa; Platyhelminthes; Cestoda; Diphyllobothriidea; Diphyllobothriidae
Source: the annotation of a GenBank genome assembly